This is a messenger RNA of Colletotrichum lupini, 690 nucleotides long. RefSeq lists its product as uncharacterized. The transcript has a single exon. Bases 1 to 690 code for a protein of 229 amino acids. Lineage: Eukaryota; Fungi; Ascomycota; Sordariomycetes; Glomerellales; Glomerellaceae. The record is from RefSeq and is a predicted model, not a curated record.
AUGGCUAGUCUCCUCUCAGCUACCGAUUUUGGCGCUGUCUACGAGAGCAAGACCCAUCAGCUCGUCCUCACGGCUCAGGCCAAUGGUCUUAUCAUCAACGCCAAGUUCGCACGCCUCGAAUUCUUCGGUGGCCUCAAGUUCGCUCUGGAGGGUUUCUACGGAGGCCCGGGCCCUGUUGGACCGGAGGAUAUCACGCCUGUCACUACCCCUUUCCCCAUCAUCCUCCCUCUUCCUCACUUCAACAACAAGACUGUCCUGGUUGAAACCGCCGACGGCCCCAAGACCAUCGAAAUCAAGUACACUGGUCUCAAGGGUACUGCCCCGGCCGACUUGAGCAAGGACCUCAAGAUCCAAAACACCAACAUCGGCAGCGUGCUUACCCCCAUCAAUCUCCACCUCCCUGCCGAAGGCGAGACCUCAUUCACCGCCGUCAUCCCCAAGCCCGAGGGCGACUACCAAAUCUCCGUCGUGCCCUCUUUCAACGAGGACCUCCUGAGACUCGUCAACGCCACCGUUCGCAACGGCGUUGUCACCUACACCUUCCGCUGGGCCAAGACUCCCACUGGUGACCAGAACCCCCAGCUCAUCAACCUCACUACUAGCUACUACAACGGUAUCACUGGUCCUGCCGCCCACACCACCAGCAUCAUCCAGGGCUACCUUGUUCACCUCGUUGUGUUCCAGAAAUAG